CAAACCCGGAAGUGACUAGCGAUAACCAGUUUGUGCACAUUUUGGAUUAUUUUACUAUUUUUUUCGAGAUACUAUUUUUUUUUUUGCUAUGAUUUCGUAGCUAGUGUUUUGAUAAGAUGGUUGACAUUUAAUUUAGUGUGUAUAUAUUUCCAAAGUGUCGACGUGCAGUGUAUAUUUGCGCACGGCGUUUGCAGUUUGUACCAAACCAGGGUUUGUUGUUGUUUUGCGUGUUUCGCAAGUCAUCACCGGAAGUUGCCGCAUCGAUAAGUUUAACCAGCUAAAUCUGACAGAGGUUUGGAAGCAAUAGCAGUGACUCUGAUUUUUAAGAUGGCAAAAAAUUUACCGGAGGAAGAAAUUCAGAGGAUUGUCCGCGAGAAACUAAACCAAGAUAAAGUGAAACUCUGGCUGCCACCGUACAGCAAUGAUAACGGCGAAAGAGGACAAAUCCCAGAGGAACUGGUAAAUAAAUAUUCCACAGAGCUGAAUUUAACUGCGGAUAUUAUAAGAGAAACUUUAGAAAAUCUGCGUCUACAUGCCGUUAAUAAGCUGACAGCAAGACAUAAAUUCCAACAGUCUGGCAUUGCUGUACUUAAAGUGAGGUUGGCAGGAAGUGUGCCUGACUCUAGCCUCUCACCAGACACAUUGCGAGCUAGGAAACCAAACUGGAUAUCAGCGGCAUAGAACUCAAGAAAUUGUUAUCUUCAAAUUUUAAUAUUGAAUGUCAUUACUUGAAGUUAAUAAGCUGUGGACAUGUUAUAGAUGACGAUAGGCCUAUCAUGACACAGAAUAUUAAACACCAAUCUCAGGUAAUGGUGAUAUGUUUGUCUCAAAGUGAAGUCGAAGCCAGGAGACAAGAGCAGGAAGUGUUGAAUGUACAGAAAACCAGACAAGCAGCUGAAGUCUUGACUAGGAGAGAGGACGAUGGAAGUGCACUUUAUUUACAAAUCGCUGAUCACAACGGUAAACCAAUCAACUUACCAGUGGCAGAGCGAAAAUCAUUGGCUCUGGCGAUGACACUGAAUGAAAAAGGAAGAGCGGCUUUAAAACGGAAACAGUAUGGUGGAGCAUUACUGCUAUUGUUAGAAGCUGAUAAGGAAUUCAGACAAUGUAGAUCAGAUAUCCUGAAUGCCGUUGACAACUAUGCAGUUCUGUGUUUAGAUAUCACAUGGUGUUAUCUAUGUCUAAAGAAUAUCAAUGAUUUACCAGAUGCAGAUGCAAGAUUAAAGACGAGUGAACAGUGCCUUAAAAGAAGCUAUGGACAGAAUUUUGAAAGGUUGAAUGCUGUCAAAGGAGACAACUCUCGGGAGUUGGCAUUAUUUGUGAGGUUAUAUCUCUUGCAAGGUGUGGUGGCUUUCUAUCAAACUCAAAGAAAUGAGGCAUGGCUGCUACUAGAAAAGGCACAGUCAAUAUGGCGGGUGUUACAAGUAGAUGUGGACAAAUUAAACCAGGUUGUCAGUAUGGGUUUCACAGAGGCAGAAGCAAGACUAGGUUUACGUGCAGCACAUGGUAACAUACAGUCAGCCGUUAUCAAAAUUACCGACAAGCGAGAAGAGAGGAAGAAAAUCAGGAAAAAAGAAGCUGAAGAGAAAAGGAGAAAGAAACUUUCGCGGAAACUUGGUAAAACAGGUGAUGGAAAAUGGGUAAAUGUUGACAGUUAUGAAACACUGAUAUCUAUGGGAUUUUGUAAAUCUGCAUCAUCCGCAGCAUUAAGACAAGCUAAUAAUGAUAUUAAUGUAGCAAUACAGACACUACAAGAACACCCAGAAUUGUUAAGUUUACCUGAUGUGGAACCAAGUGAAAAUAAAAUACCAAUCACUGAUGAACUCAUCUCUGGGGUAACAGCAUUAGGUUUUGAAAUUGAUUUAGCGAGGAGAGCUUUAGAGCGUCACCAUGGCAAUGUUGAGAGAGCCAUCAAUGAGUUAAUAGCAAAUGGAGGAAUAUUGCCCGAUAUUCCAGUACCGUCCACAUCAUCAAACAAAGCAGCUGAAACUUCUAUGGAGACUGAAGAAGAGAAGGCUGCAGUGAAUGAACUUGUCCCAGAUAUAACUGAUUAUGAAGAGGAUUAUUUGGAUUUAACGUUAGAUGAAGAAGGCAACUUAAUUGAAGAAUACAAAGCUAUGAUAUUGUCAUUACAGUAG
Saccoglossus kowalevskii is the source of this 2138-nucleotide messenger RNA. Its product is annotated as NEDD8 ultimate buster 1-like. The record is from RefSeq and is a predicted model, not a curated record. NCBI's taxonomy places the organism in Eukaryota, Metazoa, Hemichordata, Enteropneusta, Harrimaniidae. Gene Ontology annotation, biological process: regulation of ubiquitin-dependent protein catabolic process. Gene Ontology annotation, molecular function: protein binding.